Molecule: messenger RNA, 4281 nt
Organism: Papaver somniferum (opium poppy)
Lineage: Eukaryota; Viridiplantae; Streptophyta; Magnoliopsida; Ranunculales; Papaveraceae
Product: pentatricopeptide repeat-containing protein At1g18900-like
Exons: 3
Coding region: 556-3225 (889 amino acids)
Molecular function (GO): protein binding
Source: RefSeq, a predicted model, not a curated record
AUUAACAAGAUUUACUUUUCAUCUGUUUCCACUUCUCCUCCCAAGUUGCUUGGAAACUCAUAGGGUUGAAGGGGGCUCUGGUUUUUAUUUCAGAGCCGCCUCUCUGCUUUUUUCUUCUUCAUUCACCAUUUCUUAUUUAUUAUCUCUACAUCAUCACAGCAGAUAGACUCAUCACCAGCACACCAGCAGAUUCAAAAGGUAUCUUGCUGUUCUGAAUUUUGAAGCCCUCAUAUGAUAACUACCAACUUCAGUGAGAUACCAGUCACCGUAUCUAUAAUUCUACGGAGGAGGUCAAACCCAUGGUUAGCUUAGAAAACGGUGAUUGUUGCCAGAUUUCUGCUAUAUGAGUGGCUUAUUUCAGAAUAGAGAAAAGUAGCUUACCUGCUUGGAAGAAGGAAAACAAAGGUCAACAUCUGUCUGGGGACAGGUGGAAGAUAAUGUUGACCCGCUAAGAUGGAGCUGACAAUAUUUAUUCUCUGAGAUUUAUCCCCCAUUCUUCUGUAGUUUUCAGUUCGUCCACAAUUUUGGACGGUAAAGUUUGGCAUCACAUUUUUUAUGCAAAUAAUGUUAAGGAGUAAGCAGAUCGGUCCCCUUACCCAGUGUGCUAGGUCAUUUUUUGUUAGUGGUACUCGAGGCGGAGCAGACGGAAGUCCUUGUCCUCACCCCGAAGAUGACACUUAUCCUCCGAGGAAGCAGCUCAGAAAUAACGGAAUUUUUCUUCCACAUAAGGAUUCCACCUUAGGUUCCAGAUCUUCAGUCAGUGAUGGAGCUACACUUUCUGGAGAUGCAAUUGGAACAAUUGGCUGUAAGACUGAGAAUGGUGCUAAGCCAGCUGCCACACAUGUUCUAUCUGUUCAGAGCCCUUCAUUGAGAUUGGGUUCUGGGAGUUCUGUAGUGAAUGAUGUAUGUGCUAUUCAGAAAGAUCACAUUCCUUCAACUGCUCAUGUUUCAGAUCAGUUUGUCAAAGCUGGCAUUGCUGCAGUUAGCCUUUUAUCCGACUUGGUAAAUUACAAGCUUCCUGUAUCAGAUGGGAAAGAGGUACUUCACAACACCACAAACUACAUGCUUGAUCCUUCAAGGCCCAUCUCCAGCAUAAGACCAUCCAACAUAAAACCAGUGAAAAGAGAGAGUUUUGUCACUGUUGAUAGAAAACCAACUGUUGUUGAGAUAGGACGUGGUACAGCAUCUAAUGUUUGUUCCGACGUUCCAAAAGUUAAAUCAGAAAAGUUUGCUCCAGUGAAGACUACAAGUACAAACCAUAGUUCAAGUAAGGGUAUCCAGAAUAAUUCAGUUGAGAAUCUGAAUGUACCUUCUGGUACUAGAUAUCGUCAGAGGCAAUACGUGCAACAGAAAUCUAAACUUACUUCAUACCAUGCUGUUUCAAAUUCUAAGACUGGACAAGCAUCAGAACCCAAGCCUGCAGGAAGUACUUCCGAAAGUGUUAGAUCUGGUUCAGAUAAUGUUCAGAAGCCUUCAGUGCGUGCAAGGACACCAACAGGUUUUACCCCAUUGGCUAGGCAUAAUGUGAACACCAAACAUGCUGUAGAGCGUGUUUCUAACAUUUUACAGCAGUGCAAGUGGGGACCGUCUGCAGAAGAGGCAUUAGAGAAACUCAACUGUUCGUUGGAUCCUUAUCAAGCCAAUCAGGUCCUUAAACAGCUACAAGAUCAUUCAAUUGCUAUAGGUUUUUUCAACUGGUUGAAAAGUCGUCCUGGAUUUAAACAUGAUGGGCAUACUUACACCACAAUGGUUGGCAUACUUGGACGUGCUAGAAAAUUCGCUUACAUAAACCGAUUACUUGAUGAAAUGGCCAGAGAUGGGUGCUUACCAAAUGUGGUAACUUAUAAUCGUCUCAUUCAUAGCUAUGGUCGUGCAAAUUACUUGAAUGAAGCAUUAAAUGUUUUUCAUCAGAUGCAAGAAGUGGGCUGUGAACCAGAUCGAGUUACCUACUGUACCCUUAUUGACAUCCACGCGAAAGCAGGUUAUCUAGAUGUUGCAAUGGACUUGUACGAGAGGAUGCAGUUGGCAGGUCUCUCACCUGACACGUUUACGUAUAGUGUUAUUAUCAACUGUCUUGGGAAAGGUGGGCACUUGGCUGCUGCUUACAAGCUCUUCUGCGAGAUGGUUUCUCAAGGUUGUGUUCCCAACCUGGUCACAUACAAUAUCAUGAUUGCUCUUCAAGCCAAGGCAAGAAACUACCCAUGUGCACUAAAGAUUUAUGGGGACAUGCAAACUGCUGGAUUCCAACCUGACAAAGUUACAUACAGUAUUGUCAUGGAGGUACUUGGGGUAUGUGGAUAUCUGGAUGAAGCAGAAGCUGUAUUUUCAGAAAUGAAGCAGCACAAUUGGAUUCCAGAUGAACCUGUUUACGGUAUUUUAGUUGAUAUGUGGGGUAAGGCUGGACAUGUUGAUAAAGCUCGAGAAUGGUUUCAAGCAAUGCUCAAUGCAGGCCUCCGUCCUAAUGUCCCUACAUGCAACUCUUUGCUCAGUGCUUUUCUCCGAAUGCAUCGGUUAGCUGAUGCCUAUGAUCUGCUCCAAAGUAUGUUGAGAUUUGGUCUGCACCCAAGUCUUCAGACCUAUACGCUGCUCCUCAGCUGCUCUACUGAUACAACAUUUCGUAUUGACAUGGGUUUUUGCUGGAAACUCAUGGCAGUUACUGGCCAUCCUGCCCAUGCAUUUCUUGUAUCAAUGCCGUCAUCAGGACUCGAUGGUGGACUGAACGUGCGGCAACAUGCAAGCAACUUCUUCGACUUGAUGCACAGCGAGGAUAGAGAGAGUAAAAGAGGGCUUGUUGAUGCGGUGGUAGAUUUCCUUCAUAAGUCUGGUCUUAGAGAAGAGGCAGGAUCAGUUUGGGAGGUAGCGGCUUUGAAAAAUGUGUACCCAGAUGCAGUUCGAGAGAAGAGCUCCUGCUACUGGCUUAUAAACCUUCAUGUUAUGUCCAAUGGAACUGCAAUUACAGCAUUGUCAAGGACUCUUGCUUGGUUUCGUAAGAAGAUGAUUGCAUCAGGUAUCGGACCAAGCAGAAUUGAUAUUGUUACAGGCUGGGGCCGGCGGAGCAAAGUCACUGGAUCUUCUUUGGUCAGAGAGUCCGUUCAUGAGUUGCUGGAUAUGUUUCAGUUUCCAUUUUUACCCGAAAAUGGUAACUCAGGGUGUUUUGUAGGCAGCGGGGAUUCUCUCAAUCGAUGGUUGUACCAACCUUGUGUUGAGCGAAUGCACUUACUGUAGCUAGCAACCGAUCUUCACCGGUCCCUUCUGCUCCUUCCUCAAAAAACAUGACAUUUGCAUCCAUACAGCGUUCUCCAUCAUUUCCUUCAUAAACAUUAGCUUCAUCCCUUAAAUACUCUGCAUAUUCCUCUUCUGUCAAGCUAUCCAAAUACAGAAGAUGAGACCACUGCAAACAUUUAUUAUCAUCAUGGUCAAUAACGAAGCACUUUGAGCAAAUCUUUUUUGGUUGUAACUCCUAAUGAUAUCUGAUCCAGACUUUCUCAUUAUUGGCCGUAUUCCACCAUCCUCCCCUAUGCAAGGGAUCAUUAAGUUUCAUAUCUAUUCUAGCUUUGACUGUGUUGCCAUAUCUAGGCCUGCAUUUUGCAGGAUGUGUGGAAAUAUUGUUACCCAUGAAUCCUAUCGCUUCAUCAACCAAAAUGUUGUUAAGAUGUUCUAGUUUCAAGUACUUGAAUUGUACUGUGAAAACUUGAUGAGUGAACUUGUAGUCGGCAACAUGGGUUCCAUUUGUAUACUUUUGAACAACAAAAAGAGUUUCACCUACCAACCAUGGUCCGUUGUUGAUAACUUCAUCUCUCUCCUCUUCUGAGUUCAGUCGAACCAACAUUAGGUUAUGACCCAUUACUCUUAUUUGUUUGUUUCUGUAGUUUCUCCAAAGAGAGUUUAUCUCCUGCCUUAUGAUUCUCAUAUCUAUCUUAUGCUUCCAUAUUAACUUGCCUAGUAUUCCCAAAGUCCAUUCAUCAGCAGCAUCUUGGACCACUUGUGAGGCACCAACCGUUCUUCUUAUUGCUGGCAGUUCAAUGUUUGCCCUCCUAAGUUGUCUUGAUAAUUGGUUGAUUGGGUUUGCUGAGUAUUGAGCCAUGAGUAUUUUCCUUUUGAGAUUUCCAGAGGUGUAGAUGGUUAUCUUUGAGAAAAGGCUGUAAGUAGGGUUUUGAGAUUUUCCUGCAGUAUUUAAGCAAUGUUUUUCUUCUUGUGUGGAGACUUUCCUUUGAUGAUAAGUCUCGAUCCUAAAAUGCAGGAUAAUAUUUUUGCAUAAUAAUUGACCGAAGAUUUUUGUUA